GCAACAGAGCGCGGAGGGAAAGGUGUCCGACCGCAAGUCUACUUUUGAAUAUCAGGAUUUCACCUUUAACUUUCUUUUUUUUUUUUUUUUUUUUAAUCGCGCAGGAUAUUUAGGAGAAGCUGAUUCCUGCCAGAGUCCAUGUUUGGGUGAUUUGCUGUAUGACCCUGGAAGCUUCACCCUGAGCGAGAGAUGGAAAACAGCUCUCAUGCACUGCCACCCUCGUCCCCCUGUCCCACCAUUUUAAGAGAGCCUCUGCAGUUCUCCUCCUCACCCCAGCAUAUCUCCUCAAAUAGUUGUGUUUCACUGCCACUUUCGCCCAUCUCAUUUCCCCCGUCCCCCACAUCACUUUCUCCAGCAACAGCAGAGUCUGUUCACUCCUCCUCUCCUCUUUCACACUAUGCAGUGUCUCAUUGCCUCGAAGGACAAAGCAUACCUGACCAAGAUGACCUGACCUGUCUCAGCUGGCUGCAUCAGAGAGGGGACCUGCUACCGCUGCAGCCCCUCACCAAAAUGACACCGCUGCCUCAGCAGGAGCCCUCUAUGGCUGCCCAGCUUCUUCCCUCUGCUUCGUCCAAGCCACCAUACUCCUUUAGCAGUCUGAUUUUCAUGGCAAUAGAAGAUUCCCCAGAAAAGAGGCUUCCAGUGAAAGACAUCUAUGAAUGGAUUGUGAACAACUUCCCCUACUACAGGACGGCAACAGGAGGCUGGAGGAACUCUGUAAGACACAAUUUGUCCCUGAGCAAGAGCUUCCGACGCAUUCAGCGUGACAAGAGCCAGUCAGUGGGGAAGGGAUCGCUGUGGUGUGUGUGUCCAGAGUACCGUCCGGUGCUCCUCGAGGUGCUGAGAAAGACUCACAGUUAUCACAGCAACAACAGCAACCUGUUACACAAGCCUGCACUGUUGGAGGGAGACAGCUACGAGGUGCCUUCUGUGUGCGAUCCAAUGGAAAUCUCAGAUCCUUAUUCUCACACCCUGCUCCUGUCCACUGCUGAUAACCUGACUUUAGCAGAAAACCCGCUGUGCCUUUUGACCCCGGAUCACGAGGAGCUGGUCACCAUGGAGUCUGUGGAAUACCAGCAGGAGGAGGUAUGCGAAGACAUGGAGAAGGACCCCCUGUCUGACAGCGGUUACAUCGAGCUGCACUAUUAUGAGUCUCAGCAGUACCAGUACCUGGUGCUGCCGGGCGAUACCGAGCUGGACCUCGAGACCGUGGAGAUCCUGCAGCUUGAUGCCGAGGCCCAAGAGGCUGCUGGGUCGCUGCUGGACCUCGCAGGCGGUGGAUAUUAGUUCAAAUCCUCAAAGAAAUCCUCCUGAGAUGAUGACACUGCCCUAAAGCUUGUGUACUGCUCUGUAGUGAUAUUACAGUAAAGAUCAAAUUAAAGUAUUGCGCCACAUGAUUUCAGGCUUCCAAUACAGAAGCUGAAUAUACCACCAUAUCAUCUCACGCAUAAGCAGCCUGAACAGAGACUUGCAGGUGUAGCAGAAAAGUGAAAAAUAAGGUCCAGUAUACACUCUGAGAUUGUAAAAUUUAAAGUAUUAAAUAUUAGUUUUUAGGGUUUUCAUUGUGCUUUUCUAACACGUUAACAUUGUUCUCAGGGGUGGAAGGCGUGCUUCCAGCUCACGUAGGAGUGCUAUUUCUUGGCGGAAAAGUUUCCCAAGUUCAGGCAUGACUAAUAGCGCUGUUGAAAUCUGGACAUGUAAUGUACAUUGAACAGCACACUGACUCACUUCCACAUGGUUACCAGUAAGAUAUGAAGAUGUGUUACCAGCCCUCAGAUCUUCUAAGUGUUGACUGGCUUUUCUUUCUAAGAAAGUUUCUGUAGGACAUUCAAACAUGCAAAGCAAACUGUAGUUGAAUAUCUAUGUUGUUUUCAGCAACACUGUUGCUGUAAAAUUAGCUAAACAUAGUUGAGGAAAGCAUUUAAAAAUGUAGCUGUGAUUUUAAAUAGUACUUAAGUAUGGGGAAGCACUUCUCAGUUAGAAUGAGUACUUCAUAUUAGAUUUUUAAUGGUUUUUAAUGGACAUUACUUUUCAGAUUAUGUUUGCUUGAGUUGAUUUUAUUUGCACAAUGUCUUCAAUCAGGAACGGUUCGAUUUACUCACUGCCAUUUUAACGACUUUACAUGUCAAGUUACACCGAAUUUCUGUUUGUAAAUUGUAUGUAUUUCCAACACCUUUGGGUUUUGUAAUCUAAUAAAGUCUA
Molecule: messenger RNA, 2202 nt
Organism: Archocentrus centrarchus (flier cichlid)
Lineage: Eukaryota; Metazoa; Chordata; Actinopteri; Cichliformes; Cichlidae
Product: forkhead box protein N2-like
Exons: 5
Coding region: 190-1287 (365 amino acids)
Biological process (GO): regulation of DNA-templated transcription
Cellular component (GO): nucleus
Molecular function (GO): DNA-binding transcription factor activity; cis-regulatory region sequence-specific DNA binding
Source: RefSeq, a predicted model, not a curated record